This is a messenger RNA of Melitaea cinxia (Glanville fritillary), 1604 nucleotides long. Its product is annotated as UDP-glucosyltransferase 2-like. The record is from RefSeq and is a predicted model, not a curated record. Gene Ontology annotation, molecular function: UDP-glycosyltransferase activity. The coding region runs from base 30 to 1577 and encodes 515 amino acids. The transcript has 4 exons. NCBI's taxonomy places the organism in Eukaryota, Metazoa, Arthropoda, Insecta, Lepidoptera, Nymphalidae.
CUUCAAGCUCUAUCAGUGCGUCAACGAAGAUGGCGGAAGCAUUAAGACUGUUACUUAUUACAAUCUUUGCGUUCGUUGGAUGUGAAUCUUCUAAUAUAUUAGGAGUGUUUAUAUUGCCAUUAAAAAGUCACCAUAUAGUAUUUCGUCCGCUCAUGUUAGAGCUGGCAAGACGAGGACACGAUGUGACAGUGAUUACAACGGACCCAGCCUAUCCUAAAGGUCAAUCACCUCAAAAUCUUACCGAAAUUGACUUACACGAGAUUUCCUAUAAAUAUUGGAAUAAUUUUUUCGCACAAAUAGGAAGUGAGAAAGAUAGUAAAGUGUAUUUUAAAAAAGUGUACAAUUUAAUAUUAAAUUUAAUUACCACACAGUUAAACACGCCUGAAGUUCAAGAUUUACUUAAAAAGAAAAAGGUAUUUGAUUUAAUUUUUACCGAAACAUGUGCACGACCGUCUUUAGUGUAUUCAGCUAUAUAUAAGGCGCCAGUUAUCGAAAUAAGUACAUUAAGUGGAGUUUUUUCGGCCUUUGAAACGAUAGGGGCUGCAACGCAUCCUCUCAUUUAUCCCAAUCCUUUACAUAGAAGAGUGUACAAUUUGACAAUAUGGGAGAAAUUAUCAGAACUCUAUCAGCAUUAUUUCAUGGAAAACGCUUUUGAGCAACACAUGAAUGAUGAAAAUAAAUUAUUGAAUACUAUAAAAGGCUUAGAAGAAUUUGAUAUAGACAAUGUGAGACGAAAUAUUCAGAUGUUGUUUUUGAAUGUAAAUCCUAUUUGGGACUUCAAUCGACCAGUGCCACCAAAUGUAGUGUAUUUAGGAGGCUUACACUUGACACCUCCGAAGGAAUUACCUAAGGACUUAAAAUCUUAUCUAGAUUCUUCUAAAAAUGGAGUUAUAUAUGUUAGUUUUGGGACAAAUGUUAAGUCUUCGAUGAUGCCUUACGACAAGUUGAAAAUAUUUACCGAUGUCUUUUCUCAACUUCCAUAUGAUGUUUUAUGGAAAUGGGAUAAUGAUGACCUUCCAGGACGUCCAAAGAAUAUUAAGAUAUCAAAAUGGCUGCCUCAACCUGAUCUUUUGCGGCAUCAAAAAAUCAAAGUUUUUAUAACGCAAGGUGGCUUGCAGUCUACAAGUGAGUCUCUUAAAGCUGGCGUCCCUCUCAUCGGUGUGCCAAUACUAAGUGAUCAAUAUUUUAAUGUCGAACAGUAUCUUAAAUUUAAUAUUGGCAAACGAAUUUUAUUAGAAACAAUGACACACGAAGAGCUUAGAGAUACUAUCACUAGUGUAAUAAAUGAUGACAGUUACCGACAAAAUGUUGUUAUGCUGAACAACAUUAUGAAUGAUCAACCACAACAGCCCUUGGAACGCGCCGUUUGGUGGACGGAGUAUGUCCUAAGACAUGGUGGGAGAACGAAUCUCCGCGCGUCCGGAGCGGGUGUCGCCUGGACCGAGUAUUAUGAAUUGGAGUUAGUGAUAACGUUAUGGGCUGUGCUAAUUUCGAUAUUGAUAUUCAUUGUGUUAGCAGUAAAAUUAAUACUUAUUGUCAUUAAAUGUCAAAAGAGACUGAAUCUUAAGUUAGAUUAAAUAAAAAUCUGUUUUGUUUUCUAUCUA